UUAGAAAGGAUACAGCAGAAAUUGGAUUCAGAAAAUAGCUUUUCAAGUAGUUUCGAAGAGGAAAGGAAAAGCACAGAACCUCAAGAACCAAGGGUAAUAAGAUUUCCAGCCAAGUUUCCUUGUAAUGGAAGAUCUGAUAGCUCUAGGCUAUCUAGGGAUAAUUUUGGAGCAGGUCGAUGUGUUUGGGAAAAGUGUCAUGGUAAUUUUGAUACAAGUUCUGCGCUACUUGAACAUCUACAGGUUUCACAUGUAAACACUCAGUCGGGGCCUCGAUAUUGUUGUCAGUGGCGUGGUUGCCGCGUUUAUGGUCGAGAAUCAAGUUCUCGUAGGUGGCUGGACGCCCAUGUGGCUAGUGUUCAUGCUGGUUCGACAAAAACUCUACAAUGUAUAGUAGCAGGUUGUAGAAGAAGAUUUAGUUCUCAGUUGGCUCUCCAGAGGCAUGUCAACAAUCACUUCAAUGAAUCUGAAGGUAACGGUGCUAAUGCUAAAAAGUCACAAGAACCACAUCUUCAAGGCUCGGCAGCAGCUCUGAAACUUAUAAGGAAGAAUGGGAAGAAACUACGAUAUAGAAGACAACCAUGGAGUGCGCGUAUGUUCGAUUUCUUCGACGGCGGCGCAAUGGAGGGACUGCAAUAUCGCCUUCUUUGUACGGAGGCGCUUGCAGGAGGUGCCAAGGGCACUGUUCUCUUAAGAAGUGAUAUUUUGGGCAGAAGAUUAGACAGCACUGGAAAUGCGCAGGUGCUCGUCUCGUGGAACCCUCCUGACAUUCUGCCCGAUGAAUGGAUCUCAGAAAGUGACUACACCCCCACAAAGGAAGUAGACAUAAGAAAACUACCGACGGACAGCAAAUGUGAGAUAUCUAAUCAAAUUGAAGCACUCACGAAGAAGCAGGAGAAAGUUCCUAGGAAACAGUCAAGAAAACACAAAAGAUCCGAUGGAGAAAGCAGCACGACGAGCAGUUCUUUGAGCAGCACAAGCAGCAGUUACAGCAGCAGCGUGGUCGCCAGCUGGUUUGAUCUCUGAAGUGAAUUGUGAACGAAUGGUGAGGCUGUUUGUAAGAGUAUCAGAAUAAAAUAUUUUUAAUUGUAAUUAGUGACAUUAGGGCAGACUGCACAAAACGUUUGUGAAAUUAAUAUUUUUACACAUUAUCAAUCUGAUGAUGAGAAAUAUAAGUUUUUAAUACUAUUUGAUACUUUUUUUCAAUUUGUGACUAUGAUAUGCGUUAAUACCAAAAUUCCAUCAACAGGUAAAUUAGCUUUUUGCUUUUAAUUUUUUUGAUAUCGCAAAUUGAACACAA
Molecule: messenger RNA, 1297 nt
Organism: Ctenocephalides felis (cat flea)
Lineage: Eukaryota; Metazoa; Arthropoda; Insecta; Siphonaptera; Pulicidae
Product: zinc finger protein jing homolog
Exons: 5
Biological process (GO): regulation of transcription by RNA polymerase II
Cellular component (GO): ESC/E(Z) complex
Source: RefSeq, a predicted model, not a curated record